UGUGACUAUUUGCCGACCAGUCGGUGCGCCUCGCGACUGUUUCCGUGACGUGCGUUGCUGUCGACGUGUUACGGACGGUUCGAACGGACCUUUGACAUUUAAGUUGACGUUUUGUUCGGUGCAUUUGACACGGGACAAAUUUAAAACAAAAACCGUUCGUUUGUCGUUUUAAUUUCGGUUUCUCCUCGUACUCCGCCGUACACCUCCGCGUUGGUGCGCACAACUCGGCGUGGAAAUCUCGCGAAAUCCAAUCGCGCACGGCCGACCGAUCGUAUCGUUAGUUCUCGAGCAGCUGAAUUGCGACGGGACCACAAGAGAACCCGGGAAAAAAGUACUUGUUCUUAUGGCCGUCGGUGCAGUAUCUAUUACGCAACGAAAGUGCAGAAGAUAUGUACACAUUUGGGAAAAUUCAUAGACGUGCACAGAUCGCAUUGUGUUAAACAACCGUCGACUAUCGGCGUGUUCUCACUCCAUAUUGACAAUAUUACAGUUCAUUGAUCAUGCGCGUACAUAUGUACCUAUUAUUGUUCGGUACUCGUUUUUAUACUAAUCGUUAUAAAAACACUGCUCGCACAACGAUUGAAUUCGUUCCGUAACGCAGUGGCGUACAGUGUUGUUGAGCGAUACGAUGUACUUAAGGGCGUGCAUUUGCAUUUCCCACGAUUUCUUUUUAAACCCGUACAUAUUUAAUUUUCGUCGUUUAUCAAUCGAAAUCAAACACGUCUGUUGUUAUUAUUGACUUCGGUUCGUAGAUCAGAUAUGGUUUGUUUUGCAUCCCUCGGUAAUUUGAUGCGAAAUUACGCUUUUAGUUUUAUUUACGUACGUCGCAAUGUCAUUAUUUGUUUCUCUUUAUUUUCACCGAAAUCGAACGUAUAAUCCGACUAGUGUGGCCAGUCGUGAUGAUUUAUUCACCAUUCGUUCGUUAUAAAAUAUAUAACGUGUAGCGUGGGCUAUAAGAUAUAUAGUAACGUGUAUUUUAAAUGUUCGUGUGUGUAAUUGAUAUGACGGUUAUGUAAAAGUGGUUCGCGCACAUAUAACACGCACUAAAUGUACAUGUUUUGAAUUGCCGUCCAUACAUUGUAUUUUGUUAAUUAGUUUUUAUGUAUUACGUAUGUUCCCGUUACUCUUUCAGGUGCAGUUCGAACGUUUUACAUGUUUUUCAACACCCUGUGCACGUUUAUGAUGCUGUACUAUCGUAGUACGAAAUUCGUUUUUCACUCGAGUUUUUCAAGGAUGAAAAUGAGAUGAGUGUAGAGGCUGAGCAUGGCGGGUGUUGGGACAGUUGCGUGCGGCUCAUGUGCCACAAUCACUCGUCGUCGCAGCCGUCAAACCACCGACAGCCCUAUCCUGCCCGCCACCUCUACGCUAACGGCAACAAAAAUGGACUGAAUGGACACAUUAAAGAUGGAAUCGCUAGAAAUGCGACGAAGACCAACGGGGUACGGCCCGAGGAGAAGAUCUCCACCGUGUCCAGAGGUUACUGGACCGUGGAGAGGCCUAGGCAACAACCCAACUACCACGCGGUACGCCGUUCGUGCCGGGAACGCGGCGCCUUGUUCGACGAUCCCGACUUCCCGGCCGGUCCGAAGUGCCUGUACAAGAACAAGCGGCCCGCGGUUCAACCUAUCGUGUGGAUGCGACCUCACGAAAUGUGCCAGAGGCCGAAGUUUAUGGCGGACUCGUCUCGGCUGGUGUCCCACGGCAACGGAGUGGUGUCGACCGGUGCAGGAGGCGGUGGCAGCGGCGGCGAACCAACACGGAACGGUACCAUCGGUGGCGGCAGUAGCGUACGGUGUGGCGUGGAACCCGGCGAGCUCGGCGACCACGGCUUCUUGGCUGCCGUGUCGUCGCUGACCCUUACGCCAAAGUUCCUCGACCGCGUCGUGCCCAUGGACCAGUCGUUCGAUACCACCACAUCCUAUUGCGGAUUGUUCAGGUUUCGAUUUUGGUACUUUGGCGAAUGGAAAGAAGUGUUGGUGGACGACAAGCUGCCCACUUACAGGGGACGAUUGGUGUACAUGCAUUCCACCAAUCCUACCGAAUUCUGGGCCGCGCUUUUGGAGAAAGCUUACGCCAAAUUAUACGGCUGUUACGAGAAUAUCAGCGGACCGGGAAGCUCGACCACUAGAGCACUGCAAGACUUGACCGGCGGCAUCGUUCAAAGUUUCGGGCUCUCCAACCAAGACCGGUUCCUCACGUAUCAAGUGCUUAACAGCGCCGUACCCAGGUCAUCAUUGCUCAUAUCCACAAUCACCCUGAAGGAGAACAAGAGACAACUAAGACUGCGAAACGGUCUGAUGACUCAGCACGCGUACAGUGUUACGGGUCUGGCGCGUGUCCGAGGUCCGUUGGGCGACACUCCGCUGGUCCGGUUGCGGAACCCGUGGGGUGAGGGCGAGUGGACCGGGCCCUGGAGCGAGAGGAGCUGGGAAUGGGACGGGUUGUCGAACAGGGAUAAAGAGUUGCUCAGCGUGCGCGUGCGCAACGACGGCGAGUUUUGGAUGUCUUUCGAAGACUUCGCCAGGCACUUCACGCAGCUGGACAUCGUCCACGUGAGCCCCGACGACUGGAUGACCGAGCCGGCGCUGCACUCGAAGCAGCCGUGGCGCGCCGUGUUGGCCAGGCGGAGAUGGCGGAGCGGGUACAACGCGGGCGGCGGGCCCGGGUACCCUGAGACAACGGCCAUGAAUCCGCAGUUCCACAUCGGCAUACCCAGGACCCCCGGCAACAAGUGUCACGUGGUCGUGUCCGUGGUGCAGCAGUACGAGACCGACCCCGAGGCCAAGGGUGCUCGGCCACUGUUCGCCAUCGGUUUCGCCGUCUACGAAGUGCCGCAUUCCACGUCCAGACUGACGUCGCAGUUCGUGGCUCAACAACAACCUCUAGACGUCACCAAUCAUUCUGUAGCAAGAGAAGUAGUGACGUUUUUUACAUUGCCGCCCGGUGACUACAUUGUCGUCCCUCAAACGAACGUCCCUAACUGUGAUGCCAAAUUCUUAUUGCGUAUACUGACCGAUGAACAGAGUAAUAUAUGGGAGGUUAACGAUGACAAUAUGGUGUUUAAAAAUAUUUCAGCAGAAUUUCUAGAAGACACCGUCAUAUUGCCGGACGGAAAGCCACUCUUGACUAAGCUCAUGGUCAAGUAUCCGCCAGAACUGGACGUGACGCAGUUGCAAAAAAUCCUGCGUGCCCACUGGAAAGCGUACUUGGCCGAGAAACCAAGUCUUGAACUGUGCAAGAGUCUAAUAAUGUUGAGGGACAUUAACAUCAGUGGUCGGAUCAACAUGUUAGACAUACCCGUGUUAAUGCAUAUGUUGCAAUUCUGGAAGAUUGCGUUUCAAAAGUUUGAAAAGGGCGUGAACCCAACCAAGACGUCUAGCUACAACCUAAGGCCUCUACUGUGGGAAGCCGGCAGCACCGUCAGCAACAAAGUGCUCGAAUGCCUGGUGCUGAGAUUCGCCAAGAACAGAAUUCUGACUUCUGAGUGUUUCAUAAUGGCCAUGGUCAGGUUGCACCUGGCUCACGAGAGGUAUCACAGUUUGGACACGAAAAUGAGCAAAGGAAACCCCUUAUCAUUAGAAGAGUUAAUCUUGAUGACUAUCUACUCGUGAAUUCGAGCCCGUCGACACGUACCAAAGAUGAAUGAUAGUGCCAGUCAUUAAGUAAUAUAUUAUUACGUUAAAACCACAUAAUACGUGGAGUACAACCAACUCAUCAUGUGGUUAUAAUUAUUAUUAUAAUGAUUAUUAUUAUUAUU
Molecule: messenger RNA, 3757 nt
Organism: Sipha flava (yellow sugarcane aphid)
Lineage: Eukaryota; Metazoa; Arthropoda; Insecta; Hemiptera; Aphididae
Product: calpain-9-like
Exons: 16
Coding region: 1245-3611 (788 amino acids)
Biological process (GO): proteolysis
Cellular component (GO): cytoplasm
Molecular function (GO): calcium-dependent cysteine-type endopeptidase activity
Source: RefSeq, a predicted model, not a curated record